Messenger RNA from Lasiodiplodia theobromae, 756 nucleotides. RefSeq names its product Short-chain dehydrogenase. Gene Ontology annotation, molecular function: oxidoreductase activity, acting on the CH-OH group of donors, NAD or NADP as acceptor. The coding region runs from base 1 to 756 and encodes 251 amino acids. NCBI's taxonomy places the organism in Eukaryota, Fungi, Ascomycota, Dothideomycetes, Botryosphaeriales, Botryosphaeriaceae. The record is from RefSeq and is a predicted model, not a curated record. The transcript has 2 exons.
AUGGCCUCAGACCUCAAAGGCAAAGUCGUCCUCAUCACCGGCGCCGGAAGCGGCAUUGGCCGCGCCACGGCCAUCAAGCUUCACAGCCUCGGCGCGCACCUCGCCCUAACGGAUCUCAACCUCGACGGCGUGCGCGAAACCCACCGCCUCUGCGGCGGCGCCCAAGAGCACUAUGCCGCGAAGCUCGACGUGUCGAGCAAAGACGAGGUCGAAUCCAGCAUCGCGGCGGUAGUAGCGCACUUCUCGAAUCGCAGCAUCGACCACGUCUUCAACUGCGCGGGCGUCAACCCGACGUCGUACGCGCUGACGGACACGACGGACGCGUACUGGGCGCUGCUGGUCGACGUCAACCUCAAGGGCACGUACCUCGUCACGCGCGCCGCCAUGCCGCACAUGACGGCCCCCGGCGGCUCCUUCGUCAACGUCUCGUCCAUCUGCGGCCUGCACCCCGUCGCCAACCAGGCCAUCUACUGCGCCACCAAGUACGGCAUCAUCGGCUUCAGCAAGAGCAUGGCCCUCGAGCUCGGCCCCAAGGGCAUCCGCUGCAAUGCCGUCGCGCCGGGCUACAUCGAUACGCCGACGAAUGCCGGCGUGGUCAAGGGGCCCGAGUACGUGAAGAGGAUGGAGCAGGGGAAUAGCUUGGGGAGACUGGGUACGCCGGAGGAGAUUGCAGAUGUGGUGGCGUUUUUGAUGAGUGGGGAGGCGAGAUAUAUGAACGGGAGCGUGGUGGAGAUUGAUGGAGGUCUGAAGGCUUAG